AUGUCCGUUGUUGCCGCCAGUCUCCGUCGCUGCGACGACUUCGAGGGAUACGACGGCGGGGAGGCCAGCGUCGCGGACUCCUCGCGGUCGGAGGAGCUGUCGGGCUCGGCGUCGCCGCCGCCAGAGCCCAGAUGCUCGACUGCCCGGGCACGGUCGCCGCCGCAGGUCCCGGCGGCCUGCUCCCCCAGCCGGCUGCCGUACGUGGUCGUGUGCAGCGUGGGUCUCCUCAUCGUCAUCGUGGGCGUCAACGUCAUCUCCUACAAGCUGCAAGCGGGAGAGGCCAUCAUGGCGCUGUUUAACAACUCCAUGGCGAUGAUGUGGCGCGGCGGCAACGGCUCGGAGACCGGCGACGGCAGCAUCCUAAUCGGCGCCGACAGCCGGCACCUCGGCAGGCACGAGAUCAAGCUGCUGCUGACCGAAUCCAGCUGCCGGAGCGACGUGUGCGUCUGGGCAGAGAACUACCUUCGAGGCAGGCUGAACUCGAGCGUCAACCCGUGCUCCGACUUCUACGCGUACGUGUGCUCUAAGCACUGGAUGUCGCGGGACUUGGAGGUGCAGUCGAGGGCCUACCGUGAGCGAACGGCCGGCAUGAUGAUGAUGGACGUCGAGAAGUUCUUCCGACAGUACCUCAAGGAGAACGAAGAACGCUACCAUAAGUACCCGGGCGUGUUCCUACAUCAAGCCAUCUCGCUGCUGCCAAAGUGCCAGUCCGAAGAGAAGAACGACAAGAACCUCACGUCGCUCCGCAGCCUUCUGCAGGAGUAUAACCUCGGCACCUGGCCGUACAAGAAGGCUCCGCGCGGUGCCAACAUCGUCACCAUCUCGGCGUUCGUUGAUCGCGACCUCGGCGUCUUCGCUUUCGCCAGAGUUUUCCUGCGCAAAUCUUUCGAGGACGAUCGCGGCUACACGGUUCACAUAGACGCGCCGAGCCUCACUCUCAAAAGAUACAACCUGGCGCACCUCGACGAAUCGCCGGAGAACUUCACUGAGAAGGUAGCUCUGGCGUUGUCGCUCCUCGACUUGAAGCAAGACGUAUCGGAACAGGCGGAAGCGAUAGCCUUUCUCGAGAAGAAACUCCAAAGCGUAAUCGGUGCACCACAUUUCGUCGAUUUCCAGGACAGGCUCAAGCGCGUCGGACAACUUGACCGCAAGGGAAAGUGGGACUGGAAGGAGUACCUUACGAUCCUUUUUCAAGACAUCGAGACGUUUGACAACGACAAACAAGUGGCCGUCAUGAACAAUGAGUACAUCAGUAAGCUGGCCGCCAUCCUGAAUGAGACAGAUACAUUGACUCUUCUGAACUACCUGGGCUACCGCCUCGUUGUGCACAUGUCCCCACUUCUGGCCAAAGUUGCCAGCCCGUUGCUGCGCCUGAGUCAUGACGACUACUUGGAGUUCGUUCCGGACCGGCUUCAAGCUUGCAUGCACUUACUAGAACGACUCUACAAGCACGGCAUGCGUUUUUUCGGCCGGAUGACUUUCAGCAAGAACAACUCCACACUGCUUUUGAAGCACUAUGACUACAGCAUGAACAGCCUCGAAGUCCAGCUCAAGAGUAGCAUGACGGAUCGCCUCCUUUCCUCUUCUUCGUGGCUGGACCGUUCAGCGAUCGGAAUUGGCGUCGACAAGAUCGAAAACAUGCGUUUCAUCUUCCUGGGCAGCUCAGACGACAUCAACACCGUCGCGAGCUACUACAACUUCAACGCUCAACCCUUGGACCCAAGUCACCUCGUCGAGAGCUUUCGUGACCUUCAGGCCAGUACUAUGAACGUCUACUGGGAGACCAAGCCUCCCAAAGACGACCUCGACGCGAGAUACGACCACACAGCCCUUACACCAGGACAAGAGUACUUCUUUGGCCGCAACGUGCUCUUCAUUCCACACGCAAACAUUGCCUUCCUCAACGACAUCAGCAAGAGCAUCGACCCGAUACUAUUCCCACUUGUCCUAGCUGAAGUCUUACGAGGCAUGUUCGGGGCCGUGGAUCGGCGCGGCGCCUCCGUGGACCACAACCUCGCAGUGGCCACUUGGUGGAACUCUGAUGAGAUUAGCAAGUUCUCGCAGCUGGAGCUUUGCUUCCAGGACCAGUACUACGUCGAGAUACGAGAUCUCAUUGGGGACAACUUUGAAGCCAAGAUGAGGCUGGAAGAGAACAUCGCAGACAACGCCGUCAUCGGUCCGCUUCACGACAUGUACAUGAAGGCUCUCAUGUCGAAAGACGGGGCCAACAGGCUCAAGAUCUCCGUGGACGAGAACCAGUUCGACAUGGAACAGCUGUUCUUCAUCCUCUACGCCGUGGGACUGUGCGACAAUCCGAACCGCGAUGUCUGGAUACGUAAGCUCAAGUUUGGCGAGAUGCCUGCCAGGCUUCGGGUCAACAUCCCGCUAAUGAACUUCGCCAAGUUCACGACUGCCUUCGGCUGCGCUCCAGGCAUGGCCAUGAGCCCCGCUCGCAAGUGCGCUGUCUGGUGA
Messenger RNA from Dermacentor albipictus, 2472 nucleotides. RefSeq names its product neprilysin-2-like. The record is from RefSeq and is a predicted model, not a curated record. Gene Ontology annotation, cellular component: plasma membrane. Gene Ontology annotation, biological process: protein processing. NCBI's taxonomy places the organism in Eukaryota, Metazoa, Arthropoda, Arachnida, Ixodida, Ixodidae. Gene Ontology annotation, molecular function: metalloendopeptidase activity.